Messenger RNA from Megalopta genalis, 2852 nucleotides. Lineage: Eukaryota; Metazoa; Arthropoda; Insecta; Hymenoptera; Halictidae. The record is from RefSeq and is a predicted model, not a curated record.
AAUUGAGGCGAACUUUGAGAGUUUUUUUUCGAGAAACUAGGUUGCGGAUCUUUGUGAAACAUUAGAGAUAAUUUGACUGGUGCUCGAGAGACACGCGGGAAUUUUUUCGUCUCGAGGAAGCCGCGGUGGUGAUGGGUGCAAAGAGGAUGGUAGAAGUGUUUCAAGUUGCUCAAGAUCGGUCCUUGUCAGUGAAGUGCUAGGAAAUUGGUGCGAUGUGAAACGUUUCGUAUGGAACUGUAGAUGGUGCUAGGAGGCGCGGGAGACCGCUGCACGCUCAGAAAUGCAAACGGCGGGUCUUUUUACGGUGCUCGCAAUAUUCGGGGCAAUCCUGAGCCGCCUAGUCCCCGGUGACAAGGAACUCGCAUUAAUUUCGGGCCGGCACGGCGUGGACAUUUGGCACCGGUACAAGUGAUUUCGCCGCGCAACUACCAUUCUCUUAGACAAUACUUUCCGUGGGACGAUCGCCGGUGGCGAGGAAAGACUGCGGAUAGAGUAAUAUGCUUCUAUUCGAAGCCGCAACGGGCCGAACGUGUUCUGCGGUUAUUCGAUACAUCGAUGCCGGCCGCCCGGAGGCACUUAUUGCAUUCUGGGAUGGGAAGUAACUUCGACCGACUGUGAAUGGGAACAAAGAGCAUCGACUGCGAACUCAUCGUUCCGCCUGCGGCCUCUCCGCGAACACGUUGAGGAUCGAUCAGCGAGAUGAUCUCGCGAAUUCUCCCCAGACGGUUUGAACUAGAUCGCGGACGGCGCAACGAUUUUCUAAAAUUCGCGAGGCUGGUUUCUAUCGGCAGGCCGCCGUCCCGGGUCCGAUUUGCCGCGAGCAGUGGGGGGCACAGCUAUAAGAAGAUUAAUCGGCAACGAGGCGAAGACAGUCCACCGUUGAGUCGAGGAUAGACACCGAACUCCGAGAUCGUUCCCUGGGAUCGUCGCGUGUAACCGCAUCACACGUUCUCGCACGAGGAUAUCAUGUCGGCCAGAAUCGGGAGCGUUCUCAUCAGCGACGCCGUGGACGCUUGCUGCGGCGAGCUGCUGGCUCGCCACGGGGUCCCGGUCACUGCCAAAAGCAAGCUGUCGAAAGAAGAGCUGAUCAAAGAGCUCCAGAACCACGACGCUCUGAUCGUCCGAUCGGAAACAAAAGUGACCAGCGACGUGUUCGAGAGCUGUCCUAAACUGAGAGUGGUCGGCCGUGCUGGGACAGGGGUGGACAACAUCGAUCUACAAGCUGCGACGAAGCACGGAGUGGUGGUCCUAAACACCCCAGGAGGAAACAGCAUCAGUGCCUGCGAGCUAACUUGCGCGUUGAUCUCCGCUUUGGCGCGAAACGUGGCCCAAGCAGCCGGGGCCCUAAAGGAGGGACGAUGGGACAGGAAACUGUACUCCGGGUCGGAGCUGUCCGGCAAGACCCUGGCUGUCCUGGGCAUGGGCCGAAUCGGUCGCGAAGUGGCCCGCAGGAUGCAGGCCUUCGGGAUGCGCGUGAUCGCGUUUGAUCCCGUGCUCACUGUUGAAGACGCGGCGCAGUUGCAAGUGGAGAAGCUCAGUCUGGACGAGAUAUGGCCCCAAGCGGACUACAUCACCGUGCACACGCCCCUCAUUCCUCAAACCAGAAAUCUGAUCAAUGCAGCAACAUUGGCGAAAUGCAAGAAGGGUGUGCGCGUUGUGAACGUGGCCCGUGGAGGCAUCAUCGAUGAAGAGGCGCUCCUCGAGUCCAUCGAGGCCGGCCACUGCGGCGGUGCUGCUUUGGACGUCUUCGUCGAGGAACCGCCCAAGAACCCCGUCACCUUGAAGCUGAUCGCCCAUCCGAAGGUCGUCGCUACUCCGCAUCUUGGAGCAAGCACUACCGAGGCCCAAGAGCGGGUGGCCGUUGAGAUAGCCGAACAGUUCAUAGUGUUGGCCGGCAAGUCCACCGAGUACGCGGUCACAGGCAUAGUGAACGCUCCUAUGAUGUCCGGCGCCAUGAUGAAGGAGAACGCGCCGUGGAUAGACUUGUCGAAGAAACUGGGUCAGCUGGCUGCCCGGCUGUCCAAGGACAAGGACAAGUUGGUGUUGAAGAGCGAGACAGUGGGCAAUGGGAUGAAGGAGAAGGCGUUCAUCCACACUGCUAUCUUGGUCGGUGUCCUGUCCACGCAGACCAAGAAUGGCUUGAACCUGAUCAAUGCUCCAAUGUUGGCUCAGGACAAAGGCGUCGACGUGAAAGCGGGCCAUCGGGAGGCUGGGACCCAGGCUAUUUCCAUUGACAUCGCGGGCCACACGCUUAAAGGAACUGUUCGCAACAACGAACUGCUGUUGCUGUCUCUGGACGAUGCGAUGUUCCCCGGCGGAAUCUCUCUGGCGAACUACGUCGCCCUGUACCAGACGAACAGGGUCGAGGACAUGGCGCAGAUCGUGAACGAAUUCUCGUCGAAAGGCAUCAACAUCCACAGCUUAAACGCCAGCGGCAACUGGAUCGUCGUGCAGGCUGACGAGGAAGUGUCCUUGAAGGUUGAUGGCAUCAAGAAUUUCUGAGCUACAGGCCCGGUACUUAUGCGAUAGAGUCUCGAAACGCCGUUACAUUUCGCGACGGAAGAAACAUGAGCGGACGAUGAGGUAAUCGAUCGAUCAUCGAAGAGGUACACUUAGGGUUCCUAGAUCGUCUUCUUCCAAUUUUGCCUUUCAUUCUGUUCACGUUCCAAGAAAAAAAGAUAUACAGUAUUUGAGAAAGUAGUCGGUGACGAUGUAUUAGGUCUCGAUUCGCGGGUCGUCUAUCAUUUGACUGGAAUAGUUAGGAAACGCUCUAGAAAGCUAUGAGACGCAUGUAUGUAAAUAUUUAUACUUUUGUAUCGUUAGCGUUAAUAAAAUAUUACGUUGUAAAACCA